Messenger RNA from Bufo bufo (common toad), 3488 nucleotides. It is a transcript of the gene TAP2, whose product is annotated as transporter 2, ATP binding cassette subfamily B member. Gene Ontology annotation, cellular component: membrane. NCBI's taxonomy places the organism in Eukaryota, Metazoa, Chordata, Amphibia, Anura, Bufonidae. The coding region runs from base 730 to 2850 and encodes 706 amino acids. The transcript is spliced from 12 exons. The record is from RefSeq and is a predicted model, not a curated record. Gene Ontology annotation, molecular function: ATP hydrolysis activity; ATP binding; ABC-type oligopeptide transporter activity. Gene Ontology annotation, biological process: transmembrane transport.
UUAUAAUCUGCGGAUUUGUAGUGUGACUGACGCAGUGGCGGAUCUGACUGCGGAUUAAAUCCAUUCGGUGCAGGUGAUCUGCGUUUACGCACCCACCAUAGUAUCAACACGGAAACUGCGUCAAGAAGGGACAUUCCAUAACGUUUAGACGGAACAACCCCUUAAACAAAAUGGCUGCGGACUCAUCUUAAAAUGGCUGCCGAUGAAUAUUCAUGAGCAGUUCCGGCUCAGCAGCAGCGUUUUUUUUAUUUUUUAUUGUACACUUGAUAUGAAUAGAAAGCAGCCAGAGAUCUUCUUUCAGUUUCAUCUUUGAGCGUUCCUGCUCCCCGCAGCUCGCUGUCCUCCCCCUCUGAUGCUAACCUUCGCGUCCCUGAAGCUGUCGAUGAAGAUGGACGCUGGCUCCUCGCCAGCCAGCUCCUGUUUCUACGUGUGCUUUUACCGUGUCCAGCGCUGAUCACGGUGACGCCUUGUGUGAAUUUAUCGCAGGUUGUCCGCCCGCUCACACGUGGAAGAUUGCUGCAGAAAUUUCUGUGACUGAAAAUCUGCGGAUUUUUACAGUUCCUCUGGUUAUAUAGAACACAUACAUUCCUGCAGCAAUUGUGGGAGCAUAACCCCGAGGCUGGGUUCCUCCGUAUUGACCACACGACGAGCCACGCGGCCAAGGACCAAGUGGUUGUAGUAAUUCGCAGCGAAUCAGUCUCCGCUGAGGUGUCCUCUUCAGCCUUCACAAUGAUUUCCUUCUGUUUUCUGCCUAUUUUGUUCUUGCUGGACUCGUCGCUCAGUUGUAUGACAUCCAGGCUCGUCUUCAGUCAUUGUCCCGGUGUCCCCCUUAGUGUUGUGUGGCUGGUCUACCUCCUUAAAGCUCCUGCUCUUGCCCUGAUAUCCAGUAAACUGCCCCGUCCACAAUGGAUUCCCUCCGAUCUCCUCUACGUUCUCACCUUCUGCUUCGCUCCUCCUCUGUACCAGACCCUGAGGUUCUUUCUCUCCGCUCAGUCUCCGGAGUUAUACUCUGUUUUCUCCGACUCCCUGCUCUAUCAUCUACCCCUUCCAUUGUCAUGUCUGCUCUGGGAUCUGCUUGUACCUCCUAAUAACACGAAAGACUCUUCUGCCGGAGACGAUCGCGAAAAAACAGACAAGAAGAAUUUCGUCAGACUCGUCAAACUUUCGAAGCCGGAUUGGCUUUACCUGUGUUCGGCUUUUGUCUUCCUUGCUCUGGCUUUAAUAUUUGAAAUGUCGAUUCCCUACUAUACGGGGCGCCUGAUUGACAUCUUAUCCAACCACUACAAGGAGGCUGAGUUCCUGGCGGCUAUCGUUUAUUUGGCGGUGUUGACCAUCUCAAGCUCUCUUUCCGUCGGCUGCAGAGGAGGACUUUUCAUAUUCUGCCUCUUUCGUCUCACAAGACGUUUGAGAAUCCUUCUUUUCCGUGCUGUCAUUAAGCAGGACAUCGCCUUCUUCGAAACGAAUAAAACAGGUGACCUCUCCUCUCGACUGUCCAAUGACACGGCUCUCGUGAGUCGCUCGAUUGCUGGCAAUGUGAAUAUAACACUUCGGACGUUAAUAAAAUGCAUUGGCUAUUACUACUUCAUGUUCUUUCUAUCGUGGCGACUUACGCUCCUCUCCCUCAUCAGCAUGCCAUUAAUAUCCGUGGUGCAGCACAUGUACAAUAAAUAUCACGAGGAUCUUGUGAAGAAGGUGCAGGACUCCAUCGCUGCCUCGAGUGAUCUAGCAAAAGAGAUUGUUGAGUCAGUAAAAACAGUGCAAAGUUUUGCCGCUGAGGAAGAAGAGGUGAAGAGAUACGAAGAGGCGAUGAAGAAGACCCACAGCCUGCAGAUCUGUAGGGACAUGGUCCGAGCUUUGUAUCUUCUGCUGAUAAGGAUCAUUAAUCUCGGAGUCCAGGUCGCCAUGUUAUGCUACGGGCACACGUUAAUCCAAAAAGGAGAGAUCAGCACCGGAGCAAUGGUGUCUUUUCUCAUCUACCAGAUGGAGUCUAACGAUUAUAUACGGUCUCUGUUUCACAUGCUCAGUGAGAUAACACAUUCAGCAGGAGUGGCCUCCAAGGUUUUCCAGUACCUGGAUCGGGAGCCUCAGAUCUCCGCAUCGGGAUCUCUUUGUCCGAAAGAGUUAGUUGGUGAAUUUGAGUUCAGGAAUGUUACGUUUCAUUAUCCCUCCCGUCCAGAUACCCCUGCUGUGCAGAACGUUUCAUUCCGCCUUCGUCCUGGAAGUGUUGCGGCUCUUGUUGGGCCCUCAGGAGGUGGCAAGACAACCUGCGUGUCGCUUCUGGAGAGAUUCUAUGAGCCACAGAGUGGAGAAAUCCUUCUUGAUGGAAAACCACUAGCUGAUUAUGACCAUCAGUAUCUGCACAGUAAGGUGGUGCUGGUCGCCCAAGAUCCGGUUUUGUUUGCUGGAACAAUAAGAGAAAACAUCAGUUAUGGACUCAGCAACAAGAGUGAGCAGCAAGUGACCGCAGCGGCGAGGCAAGCAAAGGCUGAGAACUUCAUCAGUGACUUGGAAAAGGCCUAUGAUACAGAUGUUGGAGAUAGUGGGACCCAGUUGGGCGCUGGACAGAAACAACGCAUUGCCCUUGCUCGAGCUCUUGCACGUAAACCCAAGUUACUUAUUCUGGAUGAAGCUUCAAGUUGCCUGGAUGUUGAUACAGAGCAUGAGAUCCAGCAGUCUCUUCAGGGGAUCCCAGGUCUCACUCUUCUGAUCAUCGCUCAUAGGCUUCGUACUGUGCGAACAGCAGAUCAGAUUCUCGUUCUGGAUGGGGGUCGAGUAGUAGAGUGUGGAAGCCACAAUGAGCUUGUACAGAAGAAAGGCACUUACUGUAAACUCUUGCAAAAUGGUGACUGAAAAACUUGGACAUUGGAAUAAUAGAGCACCGCUAGCUUUGUUACUGUGCUGCUUACCUGCGCCAGCACCUUUCCAGGGCCAUAUUUAUCGACACGUACAGUAAGCAUCCUAAAGGACGGAAGUCUGGUAGAAAGAAAAAUUAUAUGUAAAUAAUAUGUUCACUUCCAGUUGGGCACAAGGAGAAAACUACAACUUUUUGUUGGUGUCAGGAAAAAGGUGAUGUGGACCUUGCAUAGUUUAGUAGCUGCCUCAUGUUCGAUGUGCUGUAACAUUCAGUAUAAGCCCGGCUGUUAACCACACAGCCAAUCACUGGACUUGGUCACGUGCCGUUCAUGCAUCUGUGACCGCCGAGUUGCGAUUGGCCGAGUGGUCACUUGACCAUUGGACGUUCGAUCAUCCCUUCCGGUCUGGAGACCAAAAGCCCCGGGGGCCGAAUGAGGAGGGAUAUAACGAGGUACUAGUAAUAGAUGAGUAAAGCUUUAUUUCGGGGUUUAUAAGCCUUUCUGCUCUCCUUAAAAACUUCUGGACAACCCCGUUAAUAGGUGUCUGACAUUUGUCCAGUGUACAAUCAGUAUUCAGCUAUUUCUAGGUCUCGAUGGUUAUCAGUGUGUCAUGAAUUGCCAGAAAUUUAAAAACAA